Molecule: messenger RNA, 7524 nt
Organism: Schistosoma haematobium
Lineage: Eukaryota; Metazoa; Platyhelminthes; Trematoda; Strigeidida; Schistosomatidae
Product: Syntaxin-binding protein 1
Exons: 13
Coding region: 133-1281 (382 amino acids)
Biological process (GO): vesicle-mediated transport; intracellular protein transport
Cellular component (GO): plasma membrane; secretory granule
Molecular function (GO): syntaxin binding
Source: RefSeq, a predicted model, not a curated record
CUGUUACUUGAGGUGCUCAAGGUCGUGUUAGCAACACAGUGGCAAUUUCAACUAAGUGGUGACUUUUGCACCAUUUUCAGUUAAAAUACUUAUUGGAAGGCCCUUUGAAGGAGUUUAACUCUCUAGAGCCUGAUGUCUAUGAUAAGCGAGGUCGGGUCCUCUUUGCGUAAAUAUGUUUUUGAAAAACUUUCCAAAACACCCGGAUGGAAGGUUUUGAUUAUGGAUGAUGCUGCCACACGUGUAUUAUCAUCAUGUUUCAAGAUGCAAGAUAUAACUGAGUACGGUGUAACUCUUGUAGAAUCUCUAAACUGCAAGCGUCAAAAACUAAAUAUGCAUGCAAUAUAUAUCAUGAGGCCCCGAAGAGCAGAAAUAGAAUUGCUUUUACAAGACUUUCCUGAAUCAAAUCCAACUUAUUCCGCUGCGCAUGUUUUCUUUUUGUCUUCUUGUCCGAACGAUUUGCUUAAUCAGAUAAUUGCUUCACAAGCAGUCCGACGUAUUAUGAAUAUGAUUCAGUUGUCAGUGGAUUUUAUUCCCUUGGAAUCUCAUCUGUAUUCACUAGAAGCCACGGAAAGUGCUCAACUUUACUUUUUGCCAUCAGAUAUUGUUCAUGACAAACUCAGUCGAAUCGACCAGAUUGCAGAACAACUUGCUUCUGUUUGCAUAACUUUGCAAGAGUAUCCAAAAAUUUGUUACCAAAAGACAGAGAGUAACCUCGAAUUGGCCCGUCUUGUGCAAGUGAAGUUAGAUACCUAUAAGAGCGAUAACCCGAUUUUGGGUCAGGGCUCACAUAAAGAUCAAAGUCUUUUGUUGAUUGUUGACCGAAGUUUGGAUCCCGUUACUCCUCUUUUGCAUGAAUUGACAUUACAGGCUAUGUGCUAUGAUUUGCUCACUGUGGAGGAAAACACAAUCGAGUAUAGUGGAAAUCGCAAAGCAAAUGUUGCUGAUGGCGAUGCACUGUGGAAAGAAUUUCGACAUCAGCAUGUUGCAGAUGUCACGAGGGCACUUCCUCAACGUGUUCGUGAAUUUGCUGAAAGUAAAAAACAAUUUGUUGAAUUCGAAGAAGCUAAUUUGGAUAAUGUUCCAUCAAAAGAAGAUACAAAUAAAAAUACUGUCGAUAUAAGAGAUUUAUCUGAUCUUAUCAAACGUAUGCCACAAUAUCAAACAGAAUCGGCUAGUUAUGCAGCUGCUUAUCAUAUUGUUGAGACUUGUAUGGCUACAUUCAAAAAAGGUGUUGAUAAACUAUGUGAAAUUGAACAAGUAAUUUCACUUAAAAGAGAGUAGUUUUAGUAUUGUGAAUAUUGUGAUUUUUCCUUUUUGCUGGUUAGAUGCGGCUAAAAUCAAGUGAAUUUAUCAUGACAGUAUCAUUAAAAAUAACUAUAGGACUCUCAUUUGAUGUCUAGAAAUAUCAGUAUUUAGAUUAGUUGAAGAGGGAAGGUGGCUUUCUAUAGUUUAUGGGGAAAGAUAGGAUUAUAUUUAUCAUUAACACAGGUAUGUUAUUUAAUUUGAUAAAUUGUUAGAAAAUCCUUAACUCAAUAAUUGUUUGACCGUAGUUGAAUGAAAAUAAACUAAAAAAAGUCAUGGAGUGUUAUGACUAUUUUCAUUUUCUUUAAGAGAUUUACUGGACAAUAUAAUCUGGACACUUGAAUCCAUUAUCAGAACUCAAUCUCGUUUAUUCAAAUACGUAAUGGAAGUGCGUAACGGUAAACAAAACCACCGAACUCGAAACUAUUCAGUUGCAAGUUGUUUACUCAGCAUCUGUCUUAGUAACAUUCUGUAAAGAACUGUAUUGGGAAGUUAUCACAGUAAAUUGUGUUAGUCAGCGAUGACGACUCUCUACACUUAUCGCAUAACUUUUUAUAGAUGUAUUUCGAGAAGUGAGUCUUACUUUCUGUGACCUUUUGUCUGUUUUACCUACAUAUACGUUGGUUCACUAAAAUCACGUAAGUAAAGUAUUGCUGAUAAUCGGUGACACCAAAAAUAUUUCGUCUAGGGUUUAUUUUUUCCCGGAGAUAUCCUGUUUUAACUCCUGUAGAUCUGUCAGGUCAGUCUGUAUGAAGUCAAAGUAUAUACAAAUACAACCUGGUUUUCAUAAACUUAAUUUGUUCCUAAAACUUAGUGUUAUUUUAACUAGUAGAGAAAUAUGUAGUUUAAUUAUUAGGGCAAAGGAAAUAAAACAUAUACAUACUGAAUACUGAUGGGAAAUGAGACAAAUGAACAAUGUAUAAGUUAUUUUUUGAAUGAGAUUACAAUAUUUAUCGAUUGGUACUCACUCAAAGAGAUACCAAACUGGUACGUGUUUAAAGUUUAUUGUGAUUUGCAAUUUAUUUAAUUUUGGGCGUAACUCACAUUAUACACAUGGAAAAACAUUAAAGUUGUUUAAUAAAGGAUAUUACUUCAAAAAUAAACCGUGUAUAUUAUUCUAUUUUGGUAUUGGUUAUUUUAAUAUUCUCUACUUCUCACUCGCCUGUAAAUAUGAUAAGAAGUUAGGAUUUUGCUAGUAAUAACUUUAGUGGUAAGUUUAACCAACGAGUAAACAAAACAAAGGUAAUCUAAGUUAAAGGCCUCUAAUAUUAUUGCUAUGAGGUUGUCACAUUAGAAACUGUACAUUAUUUCAUUGACUGCAGUUUUAGAACAUAUUUGAAAAAGUGAUUAAGGAAGUAAUGUCUUUUUGGAUUAAUGUUAAACGUCUGGAAACGACAUUUUUGCCAAGUAAAAGCAGUGUAUCAAGACUACGAGGGAGUGUUUUGAAGUUUUCAGUACGGUCUCAAUAUCUUACGAAAUAUGAAAUCACAAUCACCUACUUAUAGAAUACGUAGAGCUAUGACUUAGUAGCUAAAGCGUUUGACUUUCAGCCACUAAGUCCCAGAUUUGAAGUCCACUUCACUCUAUCUACUUCGAUUUGAGCGACCAGGUACCAUCGUAAGCUCUCAAACCUACACUGUCUCAUACCCAACUAUCUGAUGAAUGAAUUAAUAGGAUAACAACAUAUAAAUCACAUUAUGGUUCUCAGUCAACUGGUAAUGAGAAUACUAAGUUACAUUAAGCGUUCUUAUGCUUUUGAAAUAUAAUGAUAGAUGAAAAAACACGAAGAACUACUAAUACACAAUCGAAUCCUGGAUUUAUAAAGAACUACAAGUGAUUAUCUCCCAAUAGAGAUAACUGUAACAAUGUAUAGCGGUUUUUCCUUCUAGUUUCCACAAAUACAUUUUUCUUAAUUUACCAAAUGUCUACACCGCCUAUGUCCAUCGAUUCCGAAGUCUUCUUAUUCCCGUUUGAACAUACAGGACAUAAAAUUCUUAUUGCAUAUAUAUUAAUGAGGGAAAAAAAAGAAAGUAGAUAUUAGUGUAGUCACUAUUUAUUAGUGUACUUAUGGUAAUUCUCUGAAUAUUCUCUUUUAAAAGGAUCUUGUGAUGGGUGAGAAUGCAAAAGGAGAACCUAUAACGGAUCCUAUGCGUGUAUUGGUUGAUAUUUUCAAAUACGAUUUUACAACAGUGGAAGAACGUUUACGUCUUUUACUUAUAUUUACUCUUAUAAAAGAGGGAUUUGCAGAAACACACUUAGAUAAAUUGUUGGAUUGUGCUCAAGUUGCACGUUCGUUCAAACCACUAUUUGCAAGUCUUUCAUUCAUUAUGAAUGCUCAAUUAAUUCAAUCUGAUCCCGUCACUAUAUCGUUGCCUAAUCAGACAAAUGUCCCACAAUAUCAAUUGGGUAGAUGCGUAUCUCUUCUACGUUUACCACCAAUUCCAAAAGUUAGCCAAUUAUUACAGACAUACCUUCCAGUAAAAAAGAAACGUGUAGAUCGUGUUAAUGCUAGUUCAUAUGCAUUAUCACGAUGGACACCGUAUAUUUUAGAUAUUAUGGAACAAGCUAUUUCGGGUAAGCUGGACAAAUCACGUUUUGGAUUCGUUGUAGCAAAAGGCAUUAAAGAUGUGUUUGGUCUCGGUAAUGCAGUGGAUACUAGUUCUAAGGAUUUUAAAAAGCCUUCCGCACGAUUUCAUGCCAGUGGUGUUUUGUCUGCAGGUCCUUCAGCAUCUGUUAGGUCAUCUAGUCCAAAUCCUGGUUCGGAUCGGAAUACAGCUGCUUCUUCUAUGACUGAACACUGUGGUCCUCGUCUUAUAGUCUUUGUUGUUGGAGGUUUCACGUUAUCAGAAGCCAGAGUGGGUUACCAGUUAACGCAAAGAGUAAGCUUCUUUUAUCGAAAUUGAAACAACAUCUUUAUCGCUUAUGAUAACAAUGUGUUUUUUUAAAGGAAGUAUUACAAUUUUAACUUUUAUAAAUUUCAAAGAAACAAUAGAGUUCGACGAAUUCUCAUUAACCUCAAAUUCUUGAUCCACUUUAGAAGUAAAAAAGGCACAUGGAAUAGUUCAUAUCUGAAUCUUAAUGGCUUUUUCUUAAUCACCUAAAGAACGAGUGAUCAAGAAUUUAUUUGACUAAGUGGGAAGGUUAUAUACUACAUAAUGACUGGUACAAGAAUUGAUAAAUGCCUUUAAAAUAGUGAAUAUCCAUAAAAAUCCAUUGAUAAACAUGUUUGAAAGACAGAGAUUAUCGACAGAAAGCUUUACGAAUUACUAACUUUCAGCAUUCAUCAGUUAUUAAACAUUAAGCUAUUACCUCUGACUCAGUCUUUUUAUGUAAACCGUUAUUUAUCAAAAUUACAGGUCCAUAUAUACUCUUUCCUAUGUUACUAUCAAAUAUAUGUAUCAUUUUAUGUUUAUCUGGUAGAUCAGUUACAUUUAUAUAACACAAAGGAGAGGUUACCCUAUAGUAUGCUCAUCAGUGGACUAUUGAUAAUCCCAAAAAUUAAAAGCUGUUAUGUUAACGGGGUAUGAACUGGACCAUAGUGAUACCAAUAAUGUGUAGUUGAGCAUCAAAAAGCUAGUGUAAUACAAGGUUAUAUAACAGAAAAGAAUGGUUUCUAAUAGUUGCAUCUUAAGUUGGAUUGGAUUUCAGUGACCUACAAAAUCUGUAUCUUCUAAUCCCUUGUGUUCGAUAUUUUGUAUAUGAACAUGUUAUUUUUUUAUAGAAAAAAGUCAAUUAUCUUGUCCUUGUUAUCAGCUUGCAUCAAUAAACCGUCCUUAUGAGCAACUAUCAAACCGAACACAUCGUUAUGAUUAGGUUUAUCCAUCGGUAUGCACUCUAUUCAUUUAUUUUAAAAGCGAUUAAACCGCACAUCAUUCAUCAAUAAGGUAUUACAAAUUUCGAAAGUUGAGUAGUACACGGAUCUGACGAUAGUGCGAUCCAUCCCGAGUUAUUUCACUAAAUCUUCAACCGUUUUCUGUUAUCUCCCUAUCAAAAUUCCAAAACAUACUUUCUUACACCAAGUGAAUUGUAAUAAAUGAUGCAAUUAGUUUUCUGUUCUAAAUAUUUAAUCUAAUAUAGCCUCCCAUUCUCCUUGAUAUUUUUAGUGUAAAUAAAGUGAUUGUUCAAUGUAUUUGUUUUCGUAUUACUGUCUAGUCUUGUUUAAAUAAGUGUGGAGUGUUUAAGGUUUCAAUGUUAUAUCUCAUUCAAAACUGUUGGUCACUUUCAACAAUGGCUUAUGAAUUUUAUGUCAAUUUGAGAUGGAUUACUUUUUAACUAAUAAUAAUAAGAAAGUUAAUCAUUUUUAACUUAUUUUGUUAGUGUAAGGAAACCCGUCUUGCAGCUAGUGAUAAGAAUACAAAUAAAAUAAAUACACCUACAACAGAAAAUAUUUCAACAAUCCCCGGUGGAGGAGUUGGUUGGAACUGGGAAGUUGUACUUGGUGGUACACACUUGUUGACACCAAAAAUAUUUCUGGAUAAUCUUGAAGGCAUUGCAAAAAUCAUAAUGCCACCAGUUUCAAGUACACCAAUACCUGAAUCAGUACUUCGUCGUGUCUCAAUUAUGAAUCCUUUUCGAGGGUGAAUUAUUGUAGCCAUUAUUUAGUCCAUAACAAUUAGAUUUGGGCUAUUCUCGACUACGCCGUGAUUGACAUGUCAUUAUCAGUUAUAAUUAUUUGCAAUAAGUCUGUAAUUUUUUUAUUACCGAGACUACAUUCCAUAAUAUCUAUUUUUGCUUAUCAACUGUGAUUUUCUUCCACUGUAGAAGACUAUUAUUUGUUAUUAAUCUUUUCUGUGUUAACAUAUCUCAGUGAGAAAGCUGUCCAUGUCAUUUGUAAUCUUUUUUUUUUUCAAAAAAAUGGAACAACAAUUGAUCCAACAACUAUUUGUUUUUUUCUAAAUUUAAUUUUUGAAACCCCUGAAAGAAAGAUGUCCAUGUGCAAACAUUCACUAGCUUGAUAUAAUGAUGUUCGUUUUUACUGAAUCUAUUUUUUUCUAUUGUAACUUGGUGUGUAUGUGUGAAUGACCAGAAAUAUUGCCUUAAAUUACAUUGUGAUACAUUGAUUUUAUUAGACGAGAACUUGUUUGUUUUUUUACUGGGAACUCACCAGUUAGAAGCUUUUGUUGAUAUGAUAAGUGUAUCUCAAGUCACCUCGAAACACUGAAGGAUUCCUCCUUGAAAUGUUACUUCCUGUAUUACAAGCAAUAUUUAUACGAAUGGGUCAUGAAAAUAAACAACAACAAGACUUUAUUACUAGUAAGAGAAUAAGUAUGAAAACACGUAAUUCGUCAUUGUUUAUCUUACCGAUGUUUACAAAGUGAUCAAAGGAGAUCAUAUAUAUCUGGCACUUAUUAAGGAAUAUAUGACUACCCCUUGAAAUCCAUACAUAACAUAGGUUUUAUGUAAAACAACGACUCUGUCCACCGCACUUUCAUUUAGUAUCUGUUAGUUCCUCGCUAUCUUGUGUCAAAUCUUCCCUUCAUUGUGAACACCUGUAUGAUACUAUUAAUUCUAGGCAAUAUUUCCCUCUGGUACAUUUGUUCAGCCUUUUUUUGAAUUUAGUAUGUCCAUGCGAAAAGAAGCAACGGAAAACACUACCUUCGGAUAUACAGUCAAUAAAUGUUGAUUAAUUCUUUUUGAAACUUUGUUUUUGCCACUCCAGCUUAUAAGUGCCAUGUACCAAAUUUAACUUUCGGUAAUUGUCUGAAAUUAUAAUAACAUCGAUUCUCCAAUUCAUUCUUAUCACGAGAUUCUGGUAGGUUUGACUAGUCUUACUACCUUUUAACUAUUUACGUAGAAACCAGAAGUGGUUUAUGUUUCAAAGGUGCUUAAUAUUCUUUAAUGCUUACUUACUGAUAGUCUAAAUGCAAUAUUUUAAUUAGGCAUAAAAUUCUUAGUUGCGGAGUUCGUAACUAUAUGUGUGGGGAAGCAGCAGUUCCUGAUAAUUUAACUCUACAGGUUUUCACGUUGUUAUUCAGGCUUAUCAAUCAAAUUGAUCGAGUCGGUCAGUCAUAAACAACGUAGAGCCUGGUGCAUUUAUCCAAGUUGCCGAACCGCUUCGGGAUAGCGAGAUGAUAUCAAAACGAGCACCAGAAAUGUAAUACCUAUGAUACAGAAGGUAAAGUCAUAAGGGAUAUAAUUCAAGAAUAAGUGACUCACGAGAUGAUGUUAUGAAACAGGGUAUAGAGAACAAAGAGUGGAUGUAUCUGCACCACUGAGGCGCAG